GGAGGAGGAAGCUGCGGCCGCCCGCGGUGGACGCCCUCAGCCCCCGGGCAUUGCCGUAGGGCGUUCAGCCUAUUCUACACACAACACGCAGAUUGAUCUUCUUUCACCUUUUCCACACUUGGCAGCAAAACAAGCCAAGAGGAGGAACGGACACAGCCCUGGUAGUUGUGGCCCGGCCCUCUUUCUACAGAUAUGGCAAACAAGGGGAACAAGAAACGUCGGCAGUUCUCCCUGGAGGAGAAAAUGAAAGUUGUGGAAGCUGUGGACUCAGGCAAGAGGAAAGGCGAUGUGGCAAAAGAAUUCGGUAUCACUCCUUCUACUUUGUCUACAUUCUUAAAGGAUCGUGCCAAAUUUGAAGAAAAGGUGCGGGAGGCAUCUGUGGGACCCCAGAGGAAAAGGAUGAGGAACGCUCUUUAUGAUGACAUUGAUAAGGCUGUUUUUGCUUGGUUUCAAGAAAUCCAUGCCAAAAACAUUCUUGUGACUGGUUCUGUCAUUCGGAAAAAAGCACUAAACUUGGCCAACAUGCUUGGCUAUGACAAUUUUCAAGCAAGUGUGGGCUGGCUGAACAGAUUCCGGGAUCGCCACGGAAUUGCUUUGAAAGCAGUCUGUAGAGAGGACAGUGACAGAUUAAUGAAUGGUCUAGGAAUAGAUAAGGUUCACGAGUGGCAUGCAGGGGAAAUUAUAAAACUAAUUGCUGACUACAGUCCAGAUGAUAUCUUUAAUGCUGAUGAGACAGGAGUGUUUUUCCAGUUGCUUCCCCAGCACACACUUGCUGCUAAAGGGGACCAUUGUAAAGGGGGCAAGAAAGCAAGGCAGAGGUUGACAGCACUCUUUUGUUGCAAUGCUUCAGGGACUGAAAAAAUGAGACCAUUGAUUGUUGGUAGGUCAGCCAACCCACGCUGCCUCAAGAAUGUCCAUUCCCUCCCUUGUGACUACCGAGCCAACCAGUGGGCAUGGAUGACACAGGAUCUGUUUAAUGAGUGGCUGAUGCAAGUGGAUGCCAGAAUGAAGCAGGCAGAACGCCGGAUCCUCCUGCUGAUCGACAACUGCUCCGCUCACAACAUGCUUCCACGCUUGGAAAGGAUUCAGGUGGGGUAUCUGCCCUCAAACUGUACUGCUGUCUUGCAGCCACUGAAUCUUGGCAUAAUUCAUACCAUGAAAGUGCUGUAUAGGAGCCACCUUCUAAAACAGAUCCUCCUCAAGUUCAACAGCAGUGAGGAUCAAGAAAAAGUGGACAUCAAGCAGGCCAUUGAUAUGAUUGCUGCGGCAUGGUGGUCAGUCCAGCAGUCCACAGUGGUGAAAUGCUGGCAGAAGGCAGGUAUCAUCCCUGUGGAACUGACAGAUUCUGACACAGAAGCUGCCAGUGAACCAGAUAUUGCCAUUGAAAAGCUGUGGCGCUCAGUCGCUAUUGCCACCUGUGUCCCAAAUGAAAUAAAUUUCCAGGACUUUGUUACUGCAGAUGACAAUCUCAUCAUCUCUCACGAGCUGCUGGACACAGAGGUCAUCCAGGACAUGGUGGCUGGCGAAAGUACUGAUGAAGCUGGAAGCGAAGAUGAGGCGGAGGCAUCUGUACCACAACAGCCAAAAAUCACCAUCACAGAGGCCAUCUCAAGUGUACAGAAACUUAAACGGUUCCUUUCCACUUGUGUAGGUGUUCCUGAUGCCAUUUUUGGACAGCUAAAUGGCAUAGAUGAAUAUUUAAUGAGAAGAGCAACACAAAUUCUUGUUGAUUCCAAACUUACAGAUUUCCUCCAAACAAAAUAAUGUUGAAAUUAACUGCCUCUUUUAAUUUAGAAGAUGUAGUUUACAUGAAUAAAUAUAUCUUUAGGUAGGAUAUUGAACUUAAAUUUUAAGCAAUAUUAUUACGACAACAUUCCAGUUUCUGAAAUAAUCAGGAAACUUUCUUGAAUGAAAUUUGGGGCCCAAGGCUUUUCGUUUCUGACAAGUUGCCAGGUGAUGCCAAUGCUGAUGUGGUCCAAGGUCCAUGCUUGAGAACCACUGGUCCAGCUGGAUUCUAGCACUUCUCUCUUUAGCUGUCCAUCUGAAUACUCCCGAUCACUGACUGUCAACAACAAAAAAAAAGUAUCAGCUAUUCUUACUGCAGAGCUGUUAACUCCUUCCUGCUGAUUUGAUAGCUCCAGAACCUUCUUAGCUAUUCUCUUGAAUGCCCCAAUAAGUAUUCAAUAGAGGUACAUCUGUCUGUGCCAAAAGAGUUAACAAGAGCCAACUAGCCUAUCAAAGCAUCAUUUAGUACUUCAGGAUUAUUAUUAGUAGGGUGCUGGGGUAGAGGGAAAUAAAGUGCCUGAAAGAGGAGACAUGAUACAAUCUGGAAGGUGUGGUAAAUAUCAGAGAAUGCCGUUAAUCAGGACCAUGGGAGAGGACAUACAUCCCAAUGUACCUCUCAAAUCCAGACAAGGUGAGAUGAACAUGUGUGGGAGAGAUGACGUGUGUGAGAGUGUUUGGGUUAUUUGGAUAAUCCACAGUGCUCCUCUCCGCACCUGUGGAUAAUCCAGCCUCAUGUCAUUAGUAGGAAGGUACACUAUGUUUGCCUUCACUAAAAUCACUUCAUAAAUCACCCUUAUUCCUUUGUGUUUGUUCUUCAGAGAAGUCCGCUAGAGCAGAGUUAUUUAAAACUGUAUAAAUUUAUCAUCAAAUUUACCUUAAAGUUUUUAUCCUAUAAAAAAAGGCAUCCUUUAAUAUCCUUUAAAACCCUAGUAUCUAUUUCCUAAUGAGUCAGGUAAGUGUCAGUUUCAUUUUUAGAAGGUACACACAAUACCUGUUAACUGUUGUAGUGUAGGUCCCCACCCCAGGUUGAUUUUGUGGCUAUUUCAGAAACCCAUAGCAAUUCAGUUAUUAUUCUUUCUGUACUUAAUUGAAACAGAUGUGUAAAGAUUAAUCUUAAUCAUAGAAAGUACUGCUUCCACGUUGAACAAAACAAAACACAUACACACACAAAACAGCAGACAUUUAAAUAGAUGAGUUUUUAAAGCUUAUUUUGGAUAUUUUUCCUUUUAAUGAACUAGUAUAAUUUGAACUAAAAGUACUAUACAUAUUUUAAAUUAUUAACACAUAGGAGAGGAAAACAAUGUCUCCUGGCUUAGUCCUGUGGUUCUGUCUCAUUGUCAGCACCUUAAUUGCUCUCAUCAUCUGUGUCAGGAUUAGUAACAAAACUUCUAGUUUUUUCCCUCAUCUUUCUCCUGAAGUCCAUUUUGCACAUAAUGUUAGAUCUCUUUCCCCUUCCCAAGUGUCUGUGGUGGCUCUCAAAUGCCUACAAAAAUAAAAAGACUAUUCAGCUGAGUGUUAGCACCCUCUGGAGUUGACUGCUUGGUCGCUCAGUACAAUUUAGUGUGUGUGUGGCCCCACCAUGGGCCAUUGUCUUCACUCCAUAUCCAUGUCUGCUAGUGUGCCUUUGCCUGAAUGCCUCACCCUGUUCUCUACCAAGCUGGGCCUUACACAUUCUUCAAGAACUAACUGGAGUCCUCUUUCUUCCAGCCUUUCUUGAAGAUUCCAGCACCAGCUCCACCCUUCUCUCCCUCACCUCCUUAGCACUUUUGUCUCUAACCAUUCAGUUAAGCAUUUAAAUGUUUUGUUAAUGUUCUGUGGCUCUUUAACUAGACUGUAAGCUCCAUGAGAGUAGGGACCACUCAGCCUUUGUAACCUUAAAGGUGCCUAGCACUGUGCUAGGAACAUCAUAGGCACAUCAAUAAACAUUUGUGUAUAAACUGACAUACAAGUAAUGUCAAAGCCACCUUAUUUUUAAAGCUGCGUGAAGCAUUGAUCCUACCAGAAAAUGAAUUGGAGAUAAGGUAGGGCCAUCCUCUAUUUAAAAGGAUUUGCUGAAUUUUCCUGUGAAUAUCAUUGUUCAUAUAUUA
Molecule: messenger RNA, 3872 nt
Organism: Hippopotamus amphibius kiboko
Lineage: Eukaryota; Metazoa; Chordata; Mammalia; Artiodactyla; Hippopotamidae
Gene: TIGD6
Product: tigger transposable element derived 6
Exons: 3
Coding region: 193-1764 (523 amino acids)
Cellular component (GO): nucleus
Molecular function (GO): DNA binding
Source: RefSeq, a predicted model, not a curated record